Messenger RNA from Drosophila ananassae, 686 nucleotides. RefSeq lists its product as uncharacterized. The coding region runs from base 170 to 616 and encodes 148 amino acids. The transcript has 2 exons. The record is from RefSeq and is a predicted model, not a curated record. Lineage: Eukaryota; Metazoa; Arthropoda; Insecta; Diptera; Drosophilidae.
UCUUUAAAAUAACUGUUAGCUUCCAGAUUUCUCACAAAAUAUUCAAAAAAUGUGCUAUUGGCAGUUGGGCAUAGAAAUUAUAAAUAAUUGCUCGUACUUUUGUACUUAAAACAUAAAAAACAAUAUAAAGAAAUAAUUAUAUAGAUUUAAGAUCCUGGAUAAUGCUAGCAUGGAUAAAAUGGAUCAGUUUUCAGAACUAAACCCACAGCAUGAAGCUAUCUUUACACAAAUCGACAAUCCCAACGAUAUUAAGGUUCAAAAUUUCUCUCUUCAGGAAGAGCUGCCAAAACAGGAUUCCCAACCAAAGCAUGACCAGAAGGAGACCCUACACCUCCCGGAGAACUCCCAAGAGGUGCCGCCAAGUCAAGACCUUGACACUGAAGCCUCCCAGAAGUCGGUGGGUCGUCGUCCCAAGAAGAAAACACGGCCCAUGCCCUCCGAGGACCGAAUGCGCCACUCCAUUGCCGACAGUCUGAUGGAGAUUCUGGCCAAUAUGAGAGACCCUGGAUGCCAGCGACAGUGUUUUGAGCUCCUGCAGGUCAGAGAUCCUCUGCAGGCACGCAGUCGGAUCCUCGCCGAACUCCAGAAGAUCGAUGCGAGACGAACUAAUCCCUAAAACACUAGUUUUUGGGUUUUCAUUAAUAGUUAAACAUUUAAUAAUAAAAACGUUGCGUGGCUAACACAUA